AUGGCCAAGAGAGACUUGUGUGCAGAGAGAAUACAACAGGAAAGAAAACAGUGGAGAAAAGACCAUCCAUUUGGAUUUUACGCCAGACCUACUCGAGCUGCAGAUGGAUCGCUGAAUUUACAUAACUGGGAUGCAGGAGUGCCCGGAAAGGCACAUACACUAUGGGAAAAUGCAACUUACCCACUUACGAUAGCGUUCCCAGAUGAAUACCCGGCCAAACCACCGAAGAUUAGAUUUCCUCCGGGCUUUUACCACCCAAAUGUUUACCCAUCAGGAACAAUUUGCCUCUCCAUAUUGAAUGAGGAUCAGGACUGGAGACCUGCAAUUUCCUUAAAGCAGUUGAUGCUUGGAAUUCAAGAGCUUUUGGAUACUCCAAAUCCAAACUCCCCCGCACAAGAACCUGCUUGGAGAGCCUUUGAAAAGGACAAGGAAGGCUAUAACAAACGUGUUAAGGAGCAAGCACGCAAGUAUGCUGACAGAAAGUAA
Messenger RNA from Brettanomyces bruxellensis, 486 nucleotides. It is a transcript of the gene UBC9, whose product is annotated as E2 SUMO-conjugating protein ubc9. The transcript has a single exon. The record is from RefSeq and is a predicted model, not a curated record. Bases 1 to 486 code for a protein of 161 amino acids. Lineage: Eukaryota; Fungi; Ascomycota; Pichiomycetes; Pichiales; Pichiaceae. Gene Ontology annotation, biological process: protein sumoylation. Gene Ontology annotation, cellular component: nucleus. Gene Ontology annotation, molecular function: SUMO conjugating enzyme activity.